Helianthus annuus (common sunflower) is the source of this 1713-nucleotide messenger RNA. RefSeq lists its product as uncharacterized. The transcript is spliced from 11 exons. The record is from RefSeq and is a predicted model, not a curated record. Lineage: Eukaryota; Viridiplantae; Streptophyta; Magnoliopsida; Asterales; Asteraceae. Bases 124 to 1539 code for a protein of 471 amino acids.
UUACACACUCAUUUUCUGCUACUUUACUCACAACAAAGAAAAAGCCUGUAUCCGGAUCCGACCCGACCAAAGAGAGAUGGUGUAAUAAGUAUAAUUCUCACAACAACUACAGGGAAGGAAAAAAUGGGACAGUGUGCGUCGUACCGAUUUAAAACAAUCGAUACGAGGAUACCAAGACAUAUUCAUGCUAGAAAGAUGAGUAAACAUGACAUGCCAAAGAAGAAGAGUGAAACAGGCAACUGUGUUGCUGUUAGUGAAAUUGUGCACACAACAACCACGUGUACGCGAAGCACGACGUCGUCGUCGAGUUCCACAAUUCAAGUCACUCAAAUGGAAUGGCACCAGAGUCAAAUUGAUGCAAAUGUGAUAUGUCAAGAAGAGUCAUGGUUUGACUCUGUCAGCAAACUUGAGGAAUCAGAUUCAGAUGAUGAAUAUAGUAGUGUGGAAGGAGAUAGUAUGCUGCACAAAAAUGGACUUGGAGGUUAUGAAAUUCCGCUAUCCAGAAACAUCGGUGAUCCUAGCAACUUGAGCAAGAUUUUAGACUGUCAUCAUGGGAGCUUGAAUGGUAUAAAAGAUGAUGUUGUCAUCAUAGGUACACAGACUGAGACAAGGAGAUCAACAGUUAUCAAGCUUUCAUUAAAGAGAGCUUCACUUGAUGGGGAAGAACCCAAUGAAAUCCAAUCUUCCAGAAACUUCUUUUAUCGUCCCCGAGCAGGACUCUUGAUCCCAUGCUCUACAGAUGAGAAACCGACUCCUGGAUGUUGGUCUGUAAUUGACCCUUCAUGCUUCAAUCUCCGAAGUGAAUCCUUUUUCAAAGACAAGAGGAAAAGCGCGGCCCCGAAUUAUAGUCCUUAUACUCCAUUUGGUGUUGACCUCUUUAUGUGCCCAAGAAAAGUUAACCACAUUGCUCAACACAUUGAGCUUCCUUCUUUAAAAGGAGAUGGCAAAUUGCCUUCUCUCCUCAUUGUCAAUAUUCAGUUGCCUACAUAUCCUACUCCUAUGUUUCUUGGUGACAGUGACGGCGAAGGAUUGAGCCUUGUUCUAUAUUUCAAACUCUCUGAAACAUGUGAGAAAGAUAUGUCUCCUCAAUUUCAGGACUUGAUCAAGAGUUUAGUUGAAGACGAAAUGGAAAAAGCAAAAGGUUUCAAGAAAGACUCAGUUGUACCUUUCAGAGAAAGGCUAAAGAUCAUGGUCGGUGUGGUCAACCCCGAUGAGCUUGUUUCCAAUAAUACCGAAAAGAAACUCUUGUAUGCCUACAACGAAAAACCCGUCCUUUCGCGCCCUCAACACAAAUUCUAUCAGGGUCAAAAUUACUUUGAAGUUGACCUUGACAUUCAUCGGUUUAGUUACAUAGCAAGGAAAGGUUUAGAAGCAUUUCGCGAUCGCCUUAAAAAUGGGAUAUUGAACUUGGGCCUUACAAUUCAGGCCCAAAAGCCAGAAGAAUUACCAGAGAAAGUGCUAUGCUGCUUGAGAUUGAACAAGAUUGACUUUGUGAAUCAUGGUCAAAUACCUACAAUAAUGGCCAUGGAUGGAUAUUAACAUUCUUUGACUUUAGUUCUUUUUUUAUCACCAUUAUAAACAUUUAUACCUAGUGAAGCAAACUAUAGUUGUGUCCCUAGGUCCUGAACAAAAUACAUAGGAGGAGAUAAAGAUCAUGUUUUUUGACUUGUAGAUGUCAAUAAGUCAGUAAAUAUGGUUGACUUUUUUUUCAUA